Messenger RNA from Xiphophorus couchianus (Monterrey platyfish), 594 nucleotides. RefSeq names its product ribosomal protein S25 (gene rps25). The transcript is spliced from 5 exons. Bases 149 to 523 code for a protein of 124 amino acids. NCBI's taxonomy places the organism in Eukaryota, Metazoa, Chordata, Actinopteri, Cyprinodontiformes, Poeciliidae. The record is from RefSeq and is a predicted model, not a curated record.
GCAGUAAAAUUACAUUUUUAAAAAGACUACAAAACUUGAGAAAACUCAAGCUCCCAGAAUUCCUUUUAUCACUUCCGUGCAUACGGGUUGUCUAAGGGACAGUUGCACGGGUGGACUUCCUUUCGCUCCGACAUCUUGACGAGGAAACAUGCCUCCUAAACAGGACAAGAAGAAGGACACUGGGAAGUCCAAGAAGGACAAGGACCCAGUCAACAAGUCUGGAGGCAAAGCCAAGAAGAAGAAGUGGUCCAAGGGAAAGGUGAGGGACAAGCUCAACAACUUGGUCCUCUUCGACAAGGCAACCUACGACAAGUUGUACAAAGAAGUUCCCAACUACAAGCUCAUCACCCCCGCCGUUGUGUCGGAAAGGCUGAAGAUCCGUGGCUCUCUGGCCAGGAACGCCCUCCAGGAGCUGCUCGCCAAAGGCAUGAUCAAGCUGGUGUCCAAACACAGAGCUCAGCUGAUUUACACACGUAACACCAAGGGUGGAGAUGAGGAGGCAGCAGCAGCAGAGAAAGCAUAACCAGGUUCUCCUGUGUGCGUUUCCUGCAAGCUGUUUGUAAUGAAAAGUGUAAUAAAAUUGUAAAGACAAAA